AUCCCAAAGAUCACCGAUCCGUCUCCUAACACCUAUAACCAAUACUGUCGCGAGCUCGCAGCGCAGGUAUUAUUCAUCGCUACUAGGCCCCGCGCAGCUACUCAAUUUUCAAAGGCAAAGCGUUGUUCAACAAAAGUGAACUCCCUGGAAGACAUUCCAUACGGGCACCAUGGCUUCCGCAACUACCUUCUACGACUUUGAACCCGUCGACAAGAAAGGACAGACUUUCCCUCUUGCCCCGCUGAAGGGCAAGACCAUUCUCGUCGUCAACACGGCCUCCAAGUGUGGCUUCACUCCCCAAUUCGAAGGCCUCGAGAAGCUCUACCAGAAGCUAAAGUCCAAGUACCCCGAAGACUUUAUUAUCCUCGGAUUCCCUUGCAAUCAGUUUGGCAGCCAAGAUCCCGGCUCCAACGAUGAGAUCCAGUCUUUCUGCCAGCUGAACUACGGCGUUACCUUCCCUGUGCUGGGCAAGCUGGAUGUCAACGGAAACGACGCGGCCCCUCUGUGGACCUGGAUGAAGGAACAGCAACCCGGCCUGCUGGGCCUCAAACGCAUCAAGUGGAACUUCGAGAAGUUCCUGAUCUCGCCCGAAGGUAAGGUUGUCGGUCGUUGGGCCAGUACCACCAAACCUGAAUCGCUGGAGGAUACCAUCGUCAAAGAGAUCGAGAAGUCUCAGAAGAAUGGAACUGCUGCUUCAGCUCAGGCUAAGGAGGGAGAAUCUUCCGAGCAGGCCAAAUUGUCGUGAUCUGCUUUCCAAGGGCUGGGAGUUUAUAUUUAUAUAUGAUACCAUACUUCAUUGCUUGUAUCUUAAUAGUACUCGUUAUAUGCACCUCGGGCCACCGCUGUAUAUCAAGGGGGGGGGGGCUAAUGUCUUCGG
This is a messenger RNA of Aspergillus alliaceus, 877 nucleotides long. Its product is annotated as glutathione peroxidase. The transcript has 2 exons. Gene Ontology annotation, molecular function: glutathione peroxidase activity. Gene Ontology annotation, biological process: response to oxidative stress. Bases 170 to 745 code for a protein of 191 amino acids. Lineage: Eukaryota; Fungi; Ascomycota; Eurotiomycetes; Eurotiales; Aspergillaceae. The record is from RefSeq and is a predicted model, not a curated record.